AUGCACCUCUUUAACCAUGCUCCUAUCUUUGUGGAUAUCCCAAUUUCGUAUUCAUCCAUUUCCUUUUCUUCUUGUGAAAACAUUUUGAUGAGGGGUUUGUUUGCAAUCAUGACGCUUAUGUUUCAUGUUCAUGGAAUCCCACAAGAAAAAGAUCAAAACUUCAUAGAAACGAUUUGCAGUAACACCCCGUGUUAUCAACUAUGCAUAUCUACUCUUAGAGCAGAUCCCACAAGUAUCAAAGAAGAUGCAGUAGGUCUUGGUCUUAUAAUGGUGGCCGCUGUGAAAGCCAAGGCCAAAGAAACGAUGAAAGCCAUUAAAAACUCAGGGCUUCCAGACCCGACCUCAAAGAUGCAUUGCAUGAUUGUUCUGAGAGGUACAACGCGAUUUUGGUGA
This is a messenger RNA of Fraxinus pennsylvanica, 393 nucleotides long. Lineage: Eukaryota; Viridiplantae; Streptophyta; Magnoliopsida; Lamiales; Oleaceae. The record is from the annotation of a GenBank genome assembly.